This is a messenger RNA of Miscanthus lutarioriparius, 2151 nucleotides long. The record is from the annotation of a GenBank genome assembly. NCBI's taxonomy places the organism in Eukaryota, Viridiplantae, Streptophyta, Magnoliopsida, Poales, Poaceae.
AUGGCUUCACGCAUGACACCUUCCAAGAGGCCGUUUCAGAAAAAUUCUUCAGACUUCAAUGGACGGGGCAAGUGGCUGAAGACGAAGCAUUCUUCUCCACAUAAAUCUCAGUUCAAAAUUGAGCCUGGUGUUCCCAUUUUUCGUAUUCUCUGCCCAGCUUCAAAAUCUGGUAAUGUAAUUGGCAAAGGAGGUGCCAUUAUUGCAAAGAUACGGGAAGAAACCAGAAUGAGAAUCAGGGUUGAUAGAGCAGCCCCCGGUUGUGAUGAGAGAGUUAUUUUCAUAACUGCUGUCGACAAGGAUGAAGAAGCUAGCAGCGAGCGAGGCGGAGAGAAUGACGGAGGUGUUGCUGCUUCUACUGGUGGUGACCUUGAGAGGGAUAAAGAUAACAGCAAGGAGGAAAAUGAUGAUCCAGAGGGAAACAACAGCAAGGAGCAGAAUGAUGAUUCAGAGAAAGGAAACGGUAAGGAAGAAGAAGACGGUUUCGAGAAAGACCACAGUACGGAAGAAAAGGAUGAUUCAGAGAAAGACCACAUUAGGGAAGAGAAGGAUCAUUCAGAGAAAGAACACGAUAAGGAAGAAAAGGAUGAUCCUUUUGUUACAGAAGUUACAAAGUCAGAACCAGAGAGGGUAAUACCAUCAGCACUGAAGGCUGUUUCGCUUGUCUUCGAUAGGAUUUUUGCAGCUGAAGAUAAUAAUGAAACUGGGAAUUUGUCAGCUGCAAGCACUCCUGUUAAUUUGCGAUUGUUGGUUCUGUACAGCCAAGCAGGUUGGCUCUUGGGUAAGGGUGGUAGUGUGAUUAAACAAAUGUCAGCUGAUAACGGCUGUGAAAUCCGUGUUUUGAGAGACAACCUUCCAGCAUGUGCAUUAUUGAAUGACAAACUUUGCCAGAUCACUGGAGAGAUUGACUCAGUAAGGAAAGGUCUCAAUGCUGUAUCUGAAUUGCUCUUAGCUCAUCCACCCAAGGAAACUGAUGCAGUUGCUGGUGUUCAUUCUUCUGGAUCAUCAUCACGUUCUUUGUUCAACCAGUCUGAUGGUCUUCCUUCAGGAAUGCAAUCUAACUUCCAUAUCCCUUUGCAAGGGCCAUCCCAAGCCAAUGGACCUUUUGAUAUCAUUGAUCUUCAACCUCCGAUACAUGGCCAUGCCUCAGUGCCUAUAGAAUCCCUCUCCUUUAGGAUGCUGUGUCCACAAGACAAGGUUGGCAGUAUAAUAGGCAAGGGUGGAAAUAUUGUUAAAACUAUUCAAAAAGAUACGGGCUGUGAAAUUAAAGUUCUUGACACUGUUCCAAAAACAGAUGAUCGCAUCAUAAGUAUAUCUGGACCUGCGCAUCCAAGUGAUGGAAUAUCCCCUGCACAGAAUGCCAUUCUGCAUGUGCAGCAUAAAAUUAUGUUACCUACCUCUGAUAAGAAGGAAGGUCCUUCAAUAUGUAGGAUGAUCAUUUCAGCAAACCAAGUUGGUUGUGUUCUCGGCAAAGGUGGUAGUAUCAUAGCUGAAAUGAGGAAGCUGUCAGGAGCAUUUAUAGUAGUGUUGAGCAAAGACAAGAUUCCAAGGGGUGUCCCAGAGCAUGAUGAAGUUAUUCAGAUAAGCGGGAGCUGUGAAGCUAUUCAAGAAGCUCUAAUGCAGAUUACUGCUAGGCUUCGUAACCACCUUUUCCGGGUGGAUAGAAUGCCUGCAAUGGGGCCUAAUAUGCGGCCACCUUUUGGUUUGUUAGAUUCUCAGUUUGGUCCAUUUGCGGGAAACCAUGAAUCGCCAUCCCUGUUUCAUAAAGAUUUUAUGGGAUGGCCAUUGGAUGGGAUCUCUGCUCCUUGGACAGUGAAGGGCUUGCGUGAUCUCAGCGAUCCAGUGUCAAUAUCUGAUAUCCCUGGAGCAGGGCAUAGAGAAGCUGGUGGAUUUUCUGGUCCUGGUCAGCCAUCUAUGAUGCCAAACUUGACUGCAGAGGUUUUAGUUCCAAGAUUAAUUAUCCCUGCUCUCUGUGGUGAGGAUGGAGGUUGUUUGGAUAGGAUCCGUGAGUUUUCUGAAGCUAAGAUAACUGUUGCUGAACCUAUUGCCGAUUCAAUGGACACUGCUGUUUUGAUAUCUGGUACACCAGACCAGAUGCAUGCAGCCCGAAGUCUUGUUCAAGCAUUCGUUAUGAGCGAAUCAUUUGCCCCAUGA